GAUGCGGCCGAAAGUUGCUGAAUGUGAGAAGAACGGACGUAUCUUGCUGUCGCGCUCAGUCCAAGUCGUGCUGAGCCGAGUUUAGCCGAAAGCGGAGUGCUUAGAGUGCUCGGACUCCAAUGUACAUCACUGCUCUCCAGCUCUUCUCAGCAUUGUCCAACACAGUCGUUGACGACGUUGACGACGUUGAAGUGCGUAAGAGCGUAUACCUUGUGUGAUGUGACAUGCUAAAGUAGCCUGGACGAGCUUGUCCUCGUGGAAACGAUGCGUAACGGAUUGGCGGGCUAGCUGCUAGAGUCGACUGCAGUCCUUCUCUGUCCCCUCCGUCUUGGGUGAGGGAACAGGCGGACAACAGACGGAAAGUGAAACGGAUGGCGAGUGGGGCUUAGCGCGCAGUAUGGGAAUAAUCGGUCGUACGGUGGCACGUAGUGGUGCUCCGAUCUGUGAUGGAGUCUAUGAGGAAGUAACGACGGCCCUCAGGUCGUUUGGGGUACAACACGAUGGUAUAGUCUUUGCAGGUGAUUUCACAUCGUGAAAAAAAAAGAAGAGAAAAAGAGAGAGAAGAGUGACCAGAGCAAGUAUUCGUCAUGUUCCACUAUCUGCAUCUCAGGAGUCGUUUUCUACAGACCCUCAUCCUCGCACUGAUCGGCCUGACCUUCUACGCAUAUUACCGUACCACCAUGUAUGAUGUUCGCCAGUACAGCUUACCACGAAACACCAAUUAUUCUGCAUACCAAGAUGGCCUUCAUGUUCACACGAAUCUCAGCCAAUCUAAAAACUCUAGCUCAGACAGCAUGUCUGUAAGCCCAUACGUAGCGCACAACUCUAGCAACAGCUCCUUGAUUUUCACUACGUUGUCAACGUCCUCCAGCGUACAAUCUUUGUCCUCGUUGUCUUCCGUGAGCACGUUGAUCAACUCGAAGCAGAAGGUGAACGAGAAGCUUGAGAUGGCAAGAGUUACCAAUGUGACUAACAAUAAGUCGGCGCCAAUCGUAGUUCGCAACGAUUCGGCACGCGCCAUAUACGAGGCUGGACACAUCGUAUCGAUCCCUGAGCGUUGCCCGAAUCUCGGCAAGGACAUGGAUUUAGUGAUGAUUGUGAUGUCCGCGCCGACCCAUCUAGAGGCGCGGACUGCGAUUCGGCAGACCUGGGGACACUUUGGCCAGCGCAGUGAUAUGAGUGUGCUCUUCAUGCUCGGUACCACUCUUGAUCCAAGAGUAGAGACGAUCCUGCGUAAGGAACAAAACAUGUACAACGACGUGAUACGUGGUCGUUUCCUUGACUCCUAUUCGAAUCUCACUCUCAAAACCAUUUCAACAUUGGAGUGGGUAGACACCUAUUGUUCUAAGGUGAAAUAUCUGCUAAAAACCGAUGAUGACAUGUUCAUCAAUGUACCGCGACUGUUAGCGUUCGUGUAUAAACACGUAAAAGACCGUAACGUGAUAUUCGGUCGACUGGCUAGAAAGUGGAAGCCAAUCCGGAACCGCAAGAGCAAGUAUUAUGUGUCACAGGCACAAUUCCAGCAGUCUGUGUUUCCAGACUUUACCACUGGUCCGGCAUACCUGUUGUCGAGCGAUACGGUGCGCCGUUUGUACGAUGCCGCCCUAGACCAGACAUAUCUAAAGCUCGAGGAUGUAUUCACAACGGGCAUCGUCGCGCACAGGCUCGGCAUCAAGCGCUCGCACGCCAACGAAUUUCUGAAUAAACGGAUACAAUACACGGCCUGCAACAUCCAACGCGGCAUUAGUAUACACAUGGUCAAGUACAGUGAGCAGUUCGACCUCUGGAAAAAGCUGCUUGACGGUAAGAGUAAGUGUAAGUGAUAACCAGCAAGGUUGAAAGUGACGAAGGUCCUACGCUUGACCCUGGUGAACCAAGUGCGAUCGUUACCGCCUUAAUGCAAUUCGAGUGCCGGUUACACGCCGACCGGCUGACGCGAUACCAACCGUUUCACUGAUGACCUCACACACGUACACAUAUAGCCGCGUGCGCACACAUAUACAUAUAUGCAUUCGGUUCAAGUGCGAGUAAGAGGCAGGCACAUAUGGAGAUUGAGAAAUAGUGUACCGCAAAACGGCGUAGAGAAUUUUGCCGCUUAAAUUUUUACACGAUCACGUCGUCAAAUUAGGCUUUUCUUUACAGAGGUCGAAUGAAAGUGAUAAUUUUUAUCCCUGGAGGAGAAUCUCCGGACCUG
Messenger RNA from Trachymyrmex cornetzi, 2194 nucleotides. Its product is annotated as beta-1,3-galactosyltransferase 5. Gene Ontology annotation, biological process: protein O-linked glycosylation. The coding region runs from base 588 to 1823 and encodes 411 amino acids. The transcript has 2 exons. Lineage: Eukaryota; Metazoa; Arthropoda; Insecta; Hymenoptera; Formicidae. Gene Ontology annotation, cellular component: Golgi membrane. The record is from RefSeq and is a predicted model, not a curated record. Gene Ontology annotation, molecular function: hexosyltransferase activity.